This is a messenger RNA of Zootermopsis nevadensis, 1415 nucleotides long. Its product is annotated as dnaJ homolog subfamily C member 8. Gene Ontology annotation, cellular component: nucleus. The record is from RefSeq and is a predicted model, not a curated record. NCBI's taxonomy places the organism in Eukaryota, Metazoa, Arthropoda, Insecta, Blattodea, Termopsidae.
AAUGGAACGAAACUUGUAAAUCCAAAGAUUACAAUACAAUGUCGACCUGACGAACUUCGUCAACCGUUGCCAACUUUUCUGGGAAGGACUGAUUUUUUGAGCUAACUCUUAACCAAAAGUAAAAUGGCAAAUUGUAAUGUAGAUCUUACAAUGAAUCCAGAAAUCCUUCCAUCAGUCAAAAAAGAAGAGGCGUUCAACGAAUUUUAUACCGAAGUCAAGGAGAUAGAAAAACGUGAUUCAGUUUUGACACCUAAACAGCAAAUUGACAGGUUGCUUCGUCCAGGAUCAACAUAUUUCAACCUGAAUCCAUUUGAAGUUUUGCAGGUUGACCCUGACGCCCCUCUAGAUGAAGUUAAAAAGAAGUACAAACGGCUUUCCAUUUUAGUGCAUCCAGAUAAAAAUCAAGAUGAUCCGGACCGAGCACAGCAAUCAUUUGAAAUAAUCAACAAAGCUUGGAAAACACUUGAAAAUGAAGAGACAAGAACGAAGUGUUUGGAUGUGAUAGAGGAAGCAAAAGCUCGGACUGAUCAUAUGGUAAGUGAAAAGCGGAAGAAGUUGAAGCGCGAGGGAAAGGAGCAGCGAGUGGAUGAAGACGACCCUGGAAACUAUAAACAUGCUGUGUACGUGAUGACAAUGAAGCUGUUUGCUGACAUGGAGCGCAAGAGGAGAGACCUCGAGCAGAGAGAUAUGGAGGAAAGAAAACGCAAAAGAGAACAGGAAAUAGAAGAAGAGGAAAAGGCUACUAUAGAAAAAGAAUGGCAGAAAAAUUUUGAGGAAUCAAGACAAAACAGAGUAAACAGCUGGAAGGCAUUCCAGGCUGGAAGUUCAGGGAAUACAAAAAGUAAGAACAAGAAGAUUCGUGGCAGUUUCAAGCCGCCGAAACAUAAGGCGGAGUCGAGGUAACUGACGGUGUUCUUGCCAAGAGAUAGACGGCGUGGGUGUUGCACGUCCAUCGUGGUUUUGUCCAGUUUGAUUCUGUAUACUGCCAUUGUGUGUGGUGGUCACAUGUUUUUCAGAAGCAAGCAUAAUUCAGACUUUCAAAUUAUGGAUACAUCUUCACUUCAAUGCCAGUGUUAUAAAAUUGUGAAAUUUGACUUUGUUGAGAGACAAACUAUAGAAAACGAGGAAGUUGUCGUGAAGGAACUAAUUUGGUUUCUUUCUGUAGUUACAUGGACAUUAGAUACAUAGAGCUGCAAUCUCACUAAGAAUAACACUAAAGUAUGGCUGAAUUCGACAGACAAGACAUUUAGCAUGACAAUUGAAGACCUAAAAGGAAAAGUUGAAUUUUAUUGUAUAUAUUUGCAGUGAUUACUAACAAAACUGGAAAGUGAUCUAAAUUCAUGUGUGUCAAGGUUUGAAGUUAAAACAUUGUUCUUUUCUCUAAACUGCAGAAAAAUAAACUAAUUUUAUAAGUA